This is a messenger RNA of Phascolarctos cinereus (koala), 3068 nucleotides long. Its product is annotated as protein C-mannosyl-transferase DPY19L1-like. Gene Ontology annotation, cellular component: nuclear inner membrane. The record is from RefSeq and is a predicted model, not a curated record. Gene Ontology annotation, molecular function: mannosyltransferase activity. Gene Ontology annotation, biological process: spermatid development. NCBI's taxonomy places the organism in Eukaryota, Metazoa, Chordata, Mammalia, Diprotodontia, Phascolarctidae.
GGUCACCGUGACAACCUGAGGAGAGGCAACGGUGGGCGGAGCGAGGAGCGGUUGAGGUUGGCGGCGGCGGGCCGCCUCCGCAGGCAGCGAGGCCUCAGCGGUUGGCUCGGGCCGGUCCCCGCGCAGGGACUAUGAGAAGAUGGUCGUGCAGACGAGGAACAAGCACAAGGAUCUGCCGUCCAAGGGGGACCAGGCCCCCCGCUGCCCCUUGCGGAGCCGCCGGGGCAUGGGCAGCGGCGAGCGGAGGCCUCUGACGGAGGACAAGUGCAGCAGGGGGCCGCGGGCCUCGUCGCCUGCGCCCAUCCAUCCGUCGGGGGGCGGCGGCCGCAAGGGGCAUGCCCCGGGGUCGCUGCCGCGCCGGCUGCUGAUCGGCACCGUGCAGCCCUUCAUCGGCCUGUUCCUGGAGAAGCUGCUGAAGCUGCGGCGCUACCAGGGCUUCUCGUGGAACCUGACGCUUUCCAUAGGUGCCUUUGUGGGAGUUAUGCACUGGGCUCAUUUAACAACUCUUUUUGAAAACGAUCGCCAUUUUUCCCACCUCUCGACCUUGGAAAGGGAGAUGACUUUUCGCACUGAAAUGGGACUUUACUAUUCCUACUUCAAGACCAUGAUAGAAGCACCUACGUUUCUAAGAGGACUGUGGCUGAUUAUGAAUGAUAGACUUACUGAAUUUCCCCUUGUAAUUAAUGCCGUGAAACGCUUUCAUCUUUAUCCAGAGGUAAUCAUAGCCUUCUGGUACCGUGUGUACAUUGGAACAAUGGACCUCACUGGCAUUCGAACAAAAGUGUGCUGGAAUGUUUCCAGAGGACAAGGGCUUAAUCCAGUCGAAAGCUGUGAAGGACUGGGAGACCCUGCUUGCUUUUAUGUUACUGUGAUUUUUGUUUUAAAUGGACUAAUGAUGACAUUAUUCUUCAUAUAUGGCACAUACCUAAGUGGGAGUCAGAUAGGAGGUCUAAUGACAGUACUGUGCUACUUUUUCAACCAUGGAGAGGCUACACGUGUGAUGUGGACUCCACCCCUCCGAGAAAGUUUCUCCUACCCAUUCCAUGUACUUCAGAUGCUGCUCAUAACUCAUAUUCUCAGGUCUCAUCAGAAUUGUAAGAAAGACUUCAUUGCACUCCUUGUGUCUAAUGUCGCUUUCAUGCUUCCUUGGCACUUUGCUCAGUUUAUUCUUUUUACACAGAUGGCCUCAUUAUUUCCUAUGUAUAUUGUGGGGUAUAUUGAGCCAUACAAAUUUCUGAAGAUCAUCCUUGUGAACAUGGUUUCUGUUGCAAUCUGUUUUGUUUUAAUGUUUGGAAAAAGCACGUAUUUGUCAUCUUAUUUCGCCUCCUCUUUGAUAAUAACAUGGGGUUUCAUGAAAAAAAGAAGUAAAGUCCAAAAAUUGCAGUCAUCUCAGUAUACUAUAUGGCUGAUUCAGGGUUUUCUUUGGUGGAGUGGAACAAUUGUUUUGAAAAUUCUAUUAUCUCAACUCUUAGCUGUUUCGGAUCACAUUCAUCUUAGUGACCUUAUAACUGCCAGAAUUUUAAGAUACUCAGAUUUUGACACUUUAAUGUAUACCUGUGCACCUGAAUUUGACUUUAUGGAAAAGGAGACUCCACUGAGGUACACAAAGACAUUACUGCUUCCAGUUGUUGUUAUGAUUUCUUUUUUAAUCUUUAGAAAGGUGAUACCUGACAUUUUUUACAUGUUGUCUGCAGGGGAAACUUGUAUCAGAAAACAGCUUGACCGGAAUGAGUCAAAGAAUCCACCGACGGCUCUGCUGGUUUUUCAUGAAUUGCAGCUAUUUGCAUUUGCUAUUCUUGCUAUUUUCAUUAUGAGAUUGAAGCUAUUUUUGACACCUCACAUGAGCGUUAUGGCUUCCUUGGUCUGCUCCAAACAGCUCUUUGGUCGGUUCUUUGACAGAGUUCGUUUUGAGAAUUUUGUCUUUGCCCUUAUAGCAGUGAUGUCAAUUCAAGGUUGGCUAAACCUUCAGAGUCAAUGGAGCAUAAUAGGAGAAUUCAGUAAUGCACCACAGGAAGACCUUCUACAGUGGAUCAGGCAGAACACUAGAUCAGAUGCAGUUUUUGCAGGUGCCAUGCCUACAAUGGCAAGUGUCAAGCUGUCUGCACUUCGCCCUAUUGUCAAUCACCCACAGUAUGAGGAUGGAGGAUUGAGUAGGACCAGAACUAAGAUAGUUUACUCUGUCUAUAGUCGAAAAACGGCUAAGGAAGUAAGAGACAAACUAUUGCAGCUGCAUGUGAAUUACUACAUUUUAGAAGAGGCGUGGUGCGUUGUAAGGACUAAGCCUGGUUGCAGUAUGCUUGAAAUCUGGGACGUGGAAGACCCUACUAACGCUGGCAAGCCUUCCUUGUGUAGCAUCCUCGUCAAGGAUGGCAGGCCUUACUUCACCUCUGUGUUCCAAAACAGCAUGUACAGAGUCUUCAGAGUGAACUAGGGAGGCUGUGGCCUCAUCAGAUGCACAAUAGACAGAGUGUCAGAAAUGGUCCUUGGUCUGUUCCCUGGCAGUGGUAUUGUUUAAAAGAAAAUCACAAGAUGUUACUGGAAGUGCUUUUAAGAAAGAAAACAUUUUUUCAAUCAUUUAAUUCAUUCUAAUUAAAGGUAAAAUAUUCAUUUUUCACAUUGCAGAAUCAGCCUUUGUUAUGUAAAAACUAAUUUGUGACAAAAACUUGUUAUGCAAGUGGUUAUAUGUUCAUAUGCUACUUUAACAACUGUUCUUAAAUUUUUGAGGAUAGCUCUCUCCAAGAAGAACAAAGACAAUAUAAAUCUAGAAUGUAAGUUCUUUUUUGACCAAAUAAAUGGCUUUGGAGUUUCUUCAAUAAAAUUUGAGAUUUUUUGCUUCAUUGCAGACCCUAGGGGACCAGCACGACAAUACUGCACAAUGUUAUUUGGCAUUUCUGUGUUGAUUGCCUACUGAUACUGAUCAUACAUGGGUUACCUCUGUGAGGAACUUAAUUUUUAUAACCACAUUUCUGUGAAGUUUGAUUUUCCUUUUUAAAGUAACCAAGAAGAAUCUUAAAUAGAUUUGAACAACUUUUCAUCAUCUUUAAUUAGUUUGUAAAAAACACCUUUAU